AUGCGUGCACACUUCAUCCUAUUUGCUGCUGCAGUCGCCAUCCUUGCAAGCUCCGAUGCUGCCUCAACUACUGAAGCCUCCAAGGUGGCGUCCCCAGGCGUGUUGAGCGCAACCGGCCUCGCUGUUCAUAUGUCCGGAAUUGGCAAACGAUUCUUGAGAAUCCGCGAGGCCAAAGACAACGACGACCUCGAGGGCGAAGAUAGAGGGUUGGUGACCCUCGUGUACGAAGGCGGACGGAACUUUUUCAAAAAGAUGACGCAGUCCGCGCCUUCCGUGAACAAAGUCGACGACCAGUUGGCUCUCGUCAAAUCCGAAGAUAAGUGGCUCGUCGGCCAGGUCGAUAAGUACACGGAUAAAUACCUGGAUAUGUUCAAGCAGAUUCAUGCACAGGGAUACACGCCACGUCAAGUGUCCAGGAUGUCGGGCCUUGCGAAGAGGACGCUGACGAUGAACAAGAACCAGUUGCUCCACGACGGGGACUACAUGUUCUGGCUUUACUACUCGAGGUGGUGGGCUAAAAAUGUUGCCAAGAAAGCUGCUAAGUUAGGUUGA
This is a messenger RNA of Phytophthora sojae, 552 nucleotides long. It is a transcript of the gene Avh1b-111, whose product is annotated as Avr1b-1 avirulence-like protein. The record is from RefSeq and is a predicted model, not a curated record. The transcript has a single exon. Lineage: Eukaryota; Oomycota; Peronosporomycetes; Peronosporales; Peronosporaceae. Bases 1 to 552 code for a protein of 183 amino acids.